Anoplopoma fimbria (sablefish) is the source of this 1712-nucleotide messenger RNA. RefSeq names its product methyl-CpG binding domain protein 4 (gene mbd4). The coding region runs from base 96 to 1556 and encodes 486 amino acids. Gene Ontology annotation, cellular component: nucleus. Gene Ontology annotation, molecular function: DNA binding; pyrimidine-specific mismatch base pair DNA N-glycosylase activity. The transcript has 8 exons. Gene Ontology annotation, biological process: base-excision repair. NCBI's taxonomy places the organism in Eukaryota, Metazoa, Chordata, Actinopteri, Perciformes, Anoplopomatidae. The record is from RefSeq and is a predicted model, not a curated record.
UCAAAACAGAGCGCACACAUCUAUGGAGCACACACAUGUUGUUGUUGUCUGCACUCCUGUGAGAAAAGGAAGGAGUACGAGGUAAAGGACCAGAAAUGGCUGCUAUUGUGGGAGGAGAAAGGCAGCUUCUGGAUGAUGAUAUGAAGGCAGUGAGCUUCAACGGUACUUCUCUCAAAAUGCAAACUAGCUGUGAUAUCCAGCUGGAAACCGGUGAGUCAAAUAACCAGAGUCACAAAUGUAAGGAUGGCUCGUGCCGUUUUUCCACAUUGCCCCUCGGCUGGAUCAGAGAGGUUAGGCAGCGGAAAGCAGGCAAGACAGCAGGCAAAAUGGACAUUUACAUUACAAGUCCCCAAGGGCAGAGGUUCCGCUCAAGAUCAUCCCUGCAUGCUUUCCUCCUAAAAGAUGGAGAAGGGAGCUUAGACAUAAACCUCUUUGAUUUCACCGCAUCCAAAGACGAUGUCGUCAGCCCUUCACGAUUACUCGUCUCCAAAGGGAGACGGAAGACAAGAAAGAAAAGACAUGUCGGUGGUAAGCGGGAGACAACGGAGGAUGCAUCGGACAUGCUGGAUUCACCUCCAAAUAAAUCUAAAAGAGCCUCUUCUUUACUCAGAAGUGAUACUAAAGACAGAAAAGUGAAGAGUUGCAAACAAGCUGCACCUUCGACUCCAGAGGGGGAUGUCAGACUGCAGCAGACUCCUCAGAGGGCCGGUCAGCUGAGAGAGAAGCUGCUCCGUCUGGAUCCCUCCAGUAAACAACAAAACACUCCUGUUGCUCUCGAGGAUGAAGAGGCAGACUCGAGGCCUUCUCUCCCGACGCUGAAUGUUGAACCUGCCACUGAGAGCGAGAACGAGGGUGAGGAUGAACGAGGGGGAGAUGAGAUACAGAUUCACAGCAAAGGUGACAACACACCAAAAUCUGAGCUGGAGGCCGAGGCUGACAGUUAUCGGGAUGAGGAAGAGGAGGAGGAGGUGUUAUUACCUGAUAUAACUGGUGGGAGCUGCACACCAGUGAGAGGUUCCCAGAAUAAGUCCAAGAGCGUCGAAGACAAACGGAAAACAAGUCCUUAUUUCAGCAGGAAACCCUGCAGAGAUGGCCUGAGCCCCCCCAGGAGGAAGGCCUUCAGGAAGUGGACGCCCCCUCGCUCGCCCUACAACCUCGUACAGGAAACCCUUUUCCACGACCCCUGGAAGCUCCUGGUGGCCACCAUUUUUCUAAACAAAACCAGUGGCAAGAUGGCCAUACCAGUGCUGUGGCAGUUCUUUGAGCGUUACCCGUCUGCAGAGGUGACACGCGAGGCCGACUGGAAGCCCCUCUCUGAACUUAUGAAGCCACUCGGCCUGUAUGAGCUUAGAGCCAAAUCAAUUAUACGCUUCUCAGAUGAAUAUCUAAAUAAACAGUGGCGUUACCCCAUCGAGUUGCAUGGAAUCGGGAAGUACGGCAACGACUCCUACAGGAUCUUCUGCGUGGAAGAGUGGAGAGAGGUGAAACCUGAAGAUCACAUGUUGAACAAAUACCACGCCUGGCUGUGGGAGAACCACGAAACACUUGGAAUCUGAAACUCAAAGCAUGAGGAACUGCAUGGAAGAUUUUUCUGUGGUUCCGCAGACAAUAAAUCCACAUAUUAGUAUUAUGAUGAACUUGCAAUGUCAAACCUGAAUGCCUUUUAAAUUAUGCAAUGAUAUUACUUCUUCCUUUAAACUGUUUUAACUCAA